AUGUCCGAAGAGGAGAGAUCCGAUUAUCUUUUUGUGAAAAAGGAAGAGUAUCGCUGCAACCCCGGACAAAACGUAUUCACCUCAAAGUCUUCCCUGUUAACGUGGGUCCUUCUUUGUUCCUUUAUGUAUUCUUCUCUUUUCCCAACCCUCUCUUACCCCGUAGAUACUUUGGAAGAUAAUGCUCAAAAGAUGCAGGAAGCUGCUGAAAUCUACUAUUCAAAGCUUGGAGAGCUCAAUGCUACUUCUCCAGAAUUCUGCCUGGUGUUUGCAGGACAGAAGGUGAAACUUGAAGAUUUCUCCAUUUGCUUCAUUCCUGUGUACCGUGAUGAACCUAACUCAAAAAUACUGGUUUUGGUCAAUCCCCAAGACAGAAAGAAAGUUCUGGCUGUUUUCCUGAAUCAUUCCUGGUGGCCAAUAGAAGAUAUCAUGAAAACAUCUGAUCCUGCUAGAGAAGGGCUGAUUAAGGUUCAGUCAUUCAUAGAAAGGAUUGUCCUUUUCAUUCUGAACCAUGUCAUUUUUGGACGAUUGGAGAGAAAUUUGAAUGAUGACAUGUUUUUCUUACCUCAUUCUGCUAAGGAACAUGCAAAAAUUUUCUGGAAGAACGGAGACGCUGCUGGUUUUUACACUCUGAAAAUGAAAGGAAGUCUCUGUGGGAACAACACCUGUGAAAGCUAUCAACUGCCAGUUUUGGAUACUGCUUUCAUCAGGAGAAAAUACCGAGGACAGGGCCUGGGGAUCACAAUGCUGAAUGAUUUCUGCCAGUCUUUUGUGUCUGAAGAUGCCCUUGGGAUAAGCUACCCUAUUUCAGAUGCUAUGUACCGAGUUUGUCGGAGAUUCUUGCUGACCCAUCCAGAGGAGCAAGAACGACUGUGGGAGGUGGAGGCACCAGGGGACUGGGGCCAGCGUCUGAGCAUCUGGCUAAAGAUCCAGCUGGAGCAAGGCCCGUCAGACAGGAGUAGAGCUCAUCAAACAACAUCAGAAGAGAAAGAGGGCUGUCAUGCAAACAGAUCUCAGGAUGAUGAACACAGACAGUUAGAUAAUGGAGAAAUGAAUAAGAGCAAAGAUAGUAGGAAAACAACACAAGAAACAAAGAAUAACUAUGAGCUUAUAGUAAGAGAAGGCAAAGAAGUCACUCUGCAGUUAGCUGAAGAAGAGGAUUUUAAUCAAGAUUCUGUUAAUACUCCACUUGGCCAGAACUCCAAGAGGAGUUCAGAAGGAGCAGAUCUAACUGACUACGUGGAUGCAAAACAUAUAAGGCCCAAUCCUUAAUUUACUAUAUAAUUUCCCCCCAAAAAUGACAGAAUCAAAUCUCUUACACCUCAAAAACCUAGCAAGAAUUGGAUUGUUUCUUGAUGAGGAACUCAAACUGUGUCUUUUCUUCUCCUUCUCUGAUGUUUUGGUAAUUUUGUUCAUUUGCAAACAAAAUAUUAUAUUGGAGUAGGUACCUGUUUCCCCCCAUUUAUAAAAUUAUUUUAUUGGGCUGUAGGUGAUGUCAGGAAGUAAUUUGGGGUUUGUAGGUAAUGAUGUAAGAAAAUAUUUAUUUUGAAAUCUCAUUCCUGUUAAUACUGGGGAAAGCACCAGAGGAUGAAAAGUUAGUCAAAUUAAUACAAUGAUCUUUUUUCUCAAAAAAAUUUUUACAAAUUUUUUCUUCAGUGAACUUUCCAACAAAGAAACAGUCUCACAUAUGUUCUCUCCUUGUUUCUGUGUUCUGCCAUCUGUCUAACUCAAGGUGUAAAGGGCAGGGUUUGCUCAAAAUCUGUUUUUAUUUUUUUUUUGCCAUUGUUGGCACUAAAUACGUGCUUUUAUGAUGAAAACCUUAAUUGCCUGGCUUUCAGGGAGUAAAGUAUUCCCUGAGAGAGAGAACUCCUACAUAAUUCUCUUGUUCUCUUUUGUGAAGGUGGAUGAACAAUUUUAGAUCAACAGUUGGCAGAAUUUCCUAAAUGAACCUGAGGACAUAGAAAGAUGCAUUUUAUUUCUCUGAAAAAUCAACUAGUUUACAAAUGAAUGGUUUAACUCCUCUUAGAAUCAGGUUUCAUGCCAGCAAUAAUAACAAUUCAGACUGCUUUCCCCUCCUUCCCUCUCCAGGGAAGGGUGAAUUCUGCCCUGGUAGGCCAGUUAGGAGUUAGGUGGCAAGAGGAGAAUGGCGUCUCCCUGGAUUGGAAUUAGUGGGUGUGGGUGGCUGGUAAUCUUCUGUCCUGAGGCUAUUUCACUUCCCAUCGCGGGAUAGUUGCAGGAAGACCAUCCAGCUGGUUCCUGAAGCUUGAGGGCAGGUGGAGAAUAAUUUUCCCUUUAGCAAGCCUUGCCAGUGAGGAUAUAUGAGUAGGGUGCCAUAGUCUCCCGACAGUUCCCCUUGUGGACUCGGGGAAGGCACUUUAUCCAAUGUCAAGUAAGAAAUUGAACUCCUGUCUGAUAUAGAGCAAGGUCACAGCCAGAGCUAGGUCCUUGUUUUAAAGAAAAAAUUCCCAAGGAGACCUGACAGGAGAAUUGCAGGGAAGGAAGCACAGAUUACAAACCUCACAGUACAAAGGAACUGAUCUCAUCUGUGCUUCCCAGGCACCACUGAGACCUUCUGGGAGGAGGCUAAAUCUUCUGCCAAUAGUGGGAAAGCUCUUUAUUCCUUGGGGGUGGCGCCAAGUUUUCUUGCAGAAGCUAGGAGAAGGUAGUUGGCUGGACUUUGACUUUGUGCCCUGUGCAUGUCUGCUUUCUCAAAACCAGUUAGAAGAGAUCUCUAGGUGGCAAAGUAUCUUUCUGUUUAAGCUAGACUUGGGGUAAAACGGAAGCUAGGGCGAGUUGAUUUGGAGGUUAUUUUAAGAUGAAUGCUGUUUCCAGCCAUUUUCCCAAGCAAGCUCUCUGGCAGGCAAAUGGCAGAAAGAAUAGUGCCUUUACAUCAGAUUACCAGUUUGGCCCUUGCAAUCUUGCAUUUUGGUGACUUUAAAUAUUACCAUGUAAAUCUCAACUUUUGUACUUUAUGUUGUUAUCCUUUGCCAUUUAUGAUACUGAUUAAAUCUGAACUUUGAUCUUGUCAUGUUUAGGAAUCUGGUUUGGCUAUGGUUGCAGAGUUAUAAACUAGAAUCCUGACUGGAGUUUUUAAUCCCAUAAUUCCUUAGAUCAGAUCAAACCUAAUGUGGCCAAUUAUUUUAGCACCAGUUCAGUGGUAUAAAGGUAGAUGUUCUCAAUUCCAGUCUCCGGAGGGAAAAGCAUCAACGUUUAAUGCUAUGAUAGUAUUAUACUAUCAUAGUAUUCAGAAAUAAAAUAAACAAAAAAAUCUUUACCUUGCUACAGGUGUAGGGUGAAGGAAGCAGAAGAACAUAAAGGGAAUUUAAAUUUGGGGGCAAAAUAUUUUAGGACCAAAAUUUAAGAGGUAAAUAUGGCAUUCAGUGUAGAUUGUUUAUUAUGCACAAUGUCCAGUGGAGCCCUUAAUGUUUAGUACUCUGAUGUGUUAACAGAAAAAUAACUGAGGAUGCGUCUCUGAAGUUAUGAUGCAAUAAAAGAAUUCUCCCUGAGGAAAAGUAACCGAUGUCUCAGUAACACUUACUUUUAUGUUAUGCCAAUUGGUGCCUUUUGGUAUUACAAAAGAAGGCUUCUGGAGUUAAAUGAAACCACCUUCUGAGUGCCAAUAAAUUCCAUAGGUUCAAUGUCAGGACAAUGAAUAUUGCAUUAAUCAUGGCUCAAUUAAGUACUAUCAACAAUCAGCAUUCAUCUGUUAUUCACUUAGUAACUGAUAGAUUUAUUUGGUAAAUAGUAAUUCUUUUUAAAGAUCAAAGAAAUCAAUUGUAGAAUAAGUGGUUUUACUUAAGAAAAAGGGGGAAGUGGGAAUGAUGGCGUGAUUGCCAAUGUUACUGAAGAAAAGAAUACUAUUUAGCUCUUUGAUGAUAGAACUACACAUGUCUUGCAUUAUGAAAGAUUCCUUUGGGACCAAGGACAUUUACAUAUACACACUGGGUGCUCAAUAAACAUAAUUUUUGUUGCUGAUGCUCAUGAUGGGUAUAUUUUUGUCC
Ornithorhynchus anatinus (platypus) is the source of this 3998-nucleotide messenger RNA. RefSeq names its product protein FAM169B. The transcript is spliced from 10 exons. The record is from RefSeq and is a predicted model, not a curated record. NCBI's taxonomy places the organism in Eukaryota, Metazoa, Chordata, Mammalia, Monotremata, Ornithorhynchidae. Bases 1 to 1269 code for a protein of 422 amino acids.